AUGGCCGACGAUCGUGAAACGAUCACGCGCCUGCUUUACUCGCUCGCAUCCCGCAAGGAGGUCGAGAGAUACCUGCGCAUCUUUAGCACGGCCAACAAGUUUGCCGUGCUCAAGGUGGGAGGCGCGAUCUUGACGAAUGAGCUCGACGAUCUUGCAUUGAGUCUAAGCUUUUUGCACCGCGUCGGCCUCUACCCGGUCGUCCUGCACGGCGCCGGUCCGCAGCUAAACGAGAUUCUGGAGAAGGAGGGUGUCGAGCCCGACUACUCGGAUGGCAUCCGCAUCACCGAUGCCUCGACACUGCGCGUCGCCCGCCGCGUGUUCCUCGAGGAGAACCAGCGCCUGGUCGAGAAGCUCGAGUCACUGGGAAGCCGUGCACGGCCCAUUCCCCUUGGCGUCUUUACCGCCUCGUACCUCGACCGCGAAAAGUACGGUUUGGUCGGCAAAAUUGAUCGCGUGGACAAGGAGCCGAUCGAGAGCGCGAUCCGUGCGGGCUGCCUGCCGAUCCUCACGAGUCUCGCCUUGACCGAGGACGGCCAGAUCCUUAACGUGAAUGCAGACGUGGCCGCGAGCGAGCUCUCCAAGGUGCUCGAGCCGAUGAAGAUUGUCUACCUCAACGAAAAGGGCGGUCUUGUGCACGGCAAGACGGGCGAGCUGAUCGAGGCGAUCAACCUCGACGAGGAGUACGACGGCCUGAUGAAGGAGGAGUGGGUCAAGUUCGGCACCAAGCUCAAGCUGCGUGAGAUGAAGGAGCUGCUCGACCACCUGCCUCGCUCCUCGUCCGUGGCAAUCAUCUCGGUGGACCAGCUCCAGAAGGAGCUCUUUACCGACAGCGGUGCGGGCACGCUCAUCCGCCGCGGCUACAAGCUCUUCAAGAGCCACUCGAUCGAGGAGAUCGGCGCAGAGCGUCUGCGCACCGUCCUCCGCGAGCACGAUGAUGACGUGCGCGAGAACCGCAAGAGCGUCGCACAGAUCUUCUCCGAGCUCUCGCGCCACCCGUACACGAUUUACGGCGAUGAGGCGCUGGAGUGUGUCGCGUUCGUGUCGCACCCCCCGGGUGAGGUCCCGAUUCUUUCGCGCAUGGUCACUUCGCGCAACGCGGUGAUGAACAACAUUGUCGACAACAUCUGGAGCAUGAUCCGCAAGGACCACAAGCGCCUCGUCUGGACGGCCCGUGCCGACGACGAGAACCGCGCGUGGCACUUUGAGCACGCCGACGGCAGCUUCACGCGCGACCGCCGCAGCCUCUUUUACUACGGCAUCCAGGACGUGGGCGAGGUCGAAAAGGUGAUGCGUCACCUCGAAGACAACAACCGCGUCGAGCGCGCCUACCUCCCCCUGAACGCCCGCAAGGUGGCGCCUUCGCGCGGCUUUGCGACGCUCGCCGCGUCGCACACGCGCCCGCAGAUCGCUACGGCCGCGCACGAGCUGCUCGCCACGCGCCGCACCUAUGCGACGAGCGCGGUGCCGAAGCGUGUCGCGCUGAUCGGUGCGCGUGGCUACACUGGCCGCUCGCUCGUGCAGCUCAUCAACGAGCACCCCAGCCUCGAGCUGUCGCACGUCAGCUCUCGCGAGCUCGCGGGCCUCCCCCUUGAGGAGUACACCAAGGGCGAGGUGUCCUACUCCAACAUCUCGCUCGAGGACCUGAAGAAGCUCGAAAAAGGCCACGGCGACGUCGCGCCGCCGGACGCCUAUGUGAUGGCGCUCCCCAACGGCGUGUGCAAGCCGUUUGUGGACGCUGUCCGUGAGGGCGGCGCCGGCAAGCCCAAAGGCCACGGCGUGAUUGUGGACCUGAGCGCCGACCACCGCUUUGACUCCGAGUGGACGUACGGACUUCCUGAGCUGUACAACCGCGAGGCGGUGCGCAGUGCCAAGCUGAUUUCGAACCCUGGCUGCUAUGCGACAAAUACGCAAAUGCUUCUUGCGCCGCUCCUUCCUUUUAUUGACCCUGCGCAGGCGCCCACCGUCUUCGGCAUCUCGGGCUACAGCGGCGCCGGAACGCAGUCGUCCGGCAAGCGCGCUCCGGGCGAGCGUCCCGUGACGCUGCCCAAGAUCACGCCCGAGUCGCUGAGCGGCGGUGUCCGUCCCUACGCAUUGACUGACCACAUCCACGAGCGCGAGGCCCGCCACCACCUCGCGACGCUCGGCGAAGGCGAGGUGAAGGUCGCCUUUACGCCGUCUGUCGCUCCGUGGUUCCAGGGUAUUAUUUCUACGGCGAGCAUCCCCCUCAAGUCCAAGCUCACUGCGAAGCAGGUCAAGGAACUCUUUGAGAAAAAAUACGGCGCGGAGCCGUUGGUCGAAAUCAAGAGCGCCGUGCCCGAAAUUAGCGACAUUGUGCUGCGCCACGGCUUCAAGGUCGGCGGCUUCCAAGUCCAGUCGGAGGGCGAGCGCGUGGUGAUUGUCGGCGUGAUCGACAACCUGCUCAAGGGCGCUGCUACCCAGUGCCUGCAGAACCUCAACCUCGCGCUCGGCUACGACGAGCGGGCCGGCAUCCCUACCGCCUAG
This is a messenger RNA of Malassezia japonica, 2502 nucleotides long. RefSeq lists its product as uncharacterized. The record is from RefSeq and is a predicted model, not a curated record. Gene Ontology annotation, molecular function: NADP+ binding; NAD binding; protein dimerization activity. NCBI's taxonomy places the organism in Eukaryota, Fungi, Basidiomycota, Malasseziomycetes, Malasseziales, Malasseziaceae. Gene Ontology annotation, cellular component: mitochondrial matrix; mitochondrion; cytoplasm. The coding region runs from base 1 to 2502 and encodes 833 amino acids. Gene Ontology annotation, biological process: L-arginine biosynthetic process. The transcript has 3 exons.